Messenger RNA from Pseudophryne corroboree (corroboree frog), 9911 nucleotides. RefSeq names its product kirre like nephrin family adhesion molecule 1 (gene KIRREL1). The coding region runs from base 1 to 2340 and encodes 779 amino acids. Gene Ontology annotation, molecular function: cell adhesion molecule binding. NCBI's taxonomy places the organism in Eukaryota, Metazoa, Chordata, Amphibia, Anura, Myobatrachidae. Gene Ontology annotation, cellular component: cell-cell junction; plasma membrane. The record is from RefSeq and is a predicted model, not a curated record. The transcript has 15 exons. Gene Ontology annotation, biological process: cell-cell adhesion.
AUGUCGGAGAUACAAGAACAAGGAAAGCGUCUUAACUCGUACAAUCUUCAGGGUGACCUGCAUCCGACAAUGCAAAAUCAAUCACAAGACAACAGCUCCAGCUCAAAAGAGCUAGGGGCCACUCCGCCAUGCAUGCACCCUCGCUUCCUCCAGGAGCCCACCGACCAGACAGUGGUGGCAGGGCAGAAGGUGGUCCUGUCCUGCGUGGUGCUAAACUAUUCCGGCAUUGUACAAUGGACCAAAGACGGGCUGGCGCUGGGACUGGGAAACCUAAAAAUAUGGCCCCGCUACCAAGUUGUUGGAAACCCCGAGUCUGGGCAGUACAACCUGGAGAUCACCAACGCCAGUAUUUACGAUGAUGCCAAUUUCGAGUGCCAGGCAACUGAGGCCGCUCUGCGUUCCAAAGGAGCCAAGCUGACAGUAUUAAUUCCCCCAGAAGACCCCAUUAUAGAUGGAGGGCCAGAGAUCCUACUCAGAGCUGGAACCCCGACCAACCUAACCUGCAGGGCGGAGAAUGCCAAGCCGGCAGCUUCCAUAGAGUGGUUCCGAGAUGGGAACCCCCAGGAAGGAGCUAUUUCUAGCACGAUGGUGUUGGCGGACGGAAAGCGCGAGACCACUAUAAGCUUCCUGCUGAUCGUUCCCACUGAUCAAGAUAUUGGGCGAGUGUUUGCUUGCAGGACAUCUAAUGACGCUAUUCCAACCGGAAAGGAAACGUCAAUCAAACUGGACGUCCACCAUCCCCCCACCGUCACCCUGUCUAUCCAUCCGCAAACGGUGCAAGAGGGCGAAAGAGUGCGAUUCACCUGCACGGCCACAGCUAACCCCGUCAUUAAAGGUUACAGGUGGGCUAAAGGAGGCGUGAUCAUCGAGGCCGCCAGGGACAGCUCGUACGAGACACAAGUGGAUUACACCUUCUUCACCGAGCCCGUCUCGUGCGAAGUGCACAAUGAAGUCGGGAGCACGAACGUUAGCACCCUGGUGGAUGUACAGUUUGCCCCCCGUAUUGUAGUGGAGCCCAAACCUGCAAUGACAGAUAUGGGAUCUGACGUGACCCUGACCUGCAUCUGGGCAGGAAAUCCUCCCCUCACCCUGACGUGGACCAAGAAAGGAUCUAAUAUGGUAUUAAGUAACAGUAACCAGCUAUUUCUGAAGUCCGUGAGUCAGGAAGACGCAGGGCAGUACGUGUGCAAAGCCAUCGUUCCGCGUAUUGGAGUGGGAGAGCGGGAGGUCACGUUGUUUGUCAAUGGUCCUCCGAUGAUCACCAGCGAGGGAGUACAGUACGCCGUGCGAGGCGGAUCUGGGAAAGUCGAGUGUUUCAUUGGGAGCACCCCGCCUCCGGACCGCAUUGCCUGGGCGUGGAAGGAAAAAUUCCUGGAAACUGGAACCAUGGACCGGUAUACAGUGGAACGGACCAAAACAGACAGCGGCGUACGCUCCAUCCUGACCAUCAACAAUGUGGUGGAGACCGAUUUCCAGACCAGCUACAACUGCACCGCAUGGAACACCUUUGGCUCGGGAACAGCCAUCAUCAAGCUGGUAGAGGAAGAAGUUGUGCCGGUGGGGAUCAUUGCCGGGACGACUAUUGCAGCGGGAAUCCUGGUCAUCGCCUUCUUUGUCUUCUUCAUUUUCUUCCUCUACCGACGUCGUAAAGGCAGUCGCAAAGAUGUCACACUGAGGAAACUCGAUAUCAAAGUGGAGACGGUCAAUCGUGAGCCCCUGACCAUGCACCCAGACAGAGAGGAGGACACAUCAAGUGUUUCCACCGCCACGCGGGUUAUGAAGGCCAUCUAUUCGUCUUUCAAGGACGACGUGGACUUGAAGCAAGACCUGCGUUGUGACACCAUUGACAGAGAAGAGUACGAGCUGAAGGAUCCAACCAAUGGCUAUUACAAUGUCCGGGCUCAUGACGACAGGCCGAACUCCCGAACUGUGUUGUAUGCAGAUUACCGCAACCCUGGACCGGCGCGUUUCGAUGCUCGCCCUUCAUCUCGUCUUUCUCACUCCAGUGGUUAUGCCCAACUGAACACUUAUAGUAGGGCUCCUACUUCCGAUUAUAGUACAGACCCAACGCCAACAGUAACAUCAGCCGCAACAGAUACCACCAGUCAACUGUCCUAUGAUAAUUAUGAUAAGUUUGGGACUCAUGGUUUCUCAGCAAACACUGGCUACCCAACAUACCGGCUUGGCUACACGCAGCCAACCACAACAGCUAUGGAUCGGGGGCCAUUUGAUACUUUUGACCCAGUUGGGAAAUUCACAGGUGCCACCCGAUUCUCAUACACUUCCCAACAUUCCGACUAUGGACAGAGAUUUCAGCAACGGAUGCAGACGCACGUCUGAGGACUGUCGACAAAAACUGGUGGGAAGGGGGAAGAGCAGAGUGGAGGACACUUUUCGGUUAAAUCCUCUCUGACAUGACAUCAAAAGACGAGAUAGGACUCCUGGAGGAGUUGCGGUCGCCUACCGUGUCUUCUGAUACUCAGGGACCUUAUUGUCUUGAUCUCAGAAGUCCCCGAGGAUCCAGUUGAAGUUGCCCGACCAUGAAAAGUCUUGAGGCUUUGAUAUGGAAUAAGAUGCCAAACAGAAGGCUGGCCUUUUAAGCACCUGAUCAUUCCUUGAACACCACUCAUUUUGCCAUCUGGUGUAUGGCAAAUGGUAUGACUUAAGAGUCUUGGUACCAGUGAAGCUUUUCUUUCCACCAAUACUUUCAUGAGCCCCUAUAGUCUCCAGGGGGGCACAUUCCUGCUUUUUAUUACUCUCCCUAGAUGUUACGGAGGUUGUUGCAUCACUGCUAAAUAACAUCUGGUCUUACCCUAGUAGAGUCUUUCGAAGGUAUACAUUCUUGCUUUCCUGCUGCCGGAAGAGAGGGAAGGGACAUUGCCAUGUGUGGUCAUCACUGAUCUGGUUUCACAGCAGGUUUCAUGAUUCCGACACACAAGCAGCCAUUAUGGUAACUGCCAGGAAUCCAGGAAUCCGCAAAAUAAAUUGGGGAAUCUUCAUAUUUGCAUCGUCAUUUUAUAAACUCCAUGUAUGGUGAAUACUCAUCUAAUUAUUUGCUUCAGUAACAUAAGGAUUUAUUACCAAGUGCUGAGCUUUAAUACACUUUACGUUCAAUGUGUCAAAUUACCGAGCACUUCUUAGUAAAUAGCUCCGCCCCUGUUCAAAUUGUACUUUAUGGAAAACGUAUGCUAUCCCAUCCUUACUGCAUUGUUCUGCAAAUGUUUAUUUUAUUCUUUUAUGUUUUCCCAGUAGGCUUAUAACAUUGGGCUUCAGAAGACAAUUACCGGUGAUAACGUUUCCAAGUCUCCAGCAUUGCCCUUUGAUUGAGAAAAUGAAUUAGGGGUGAUGGUGGUGAACCAGUGUUAUGUUCCAAUACAGAUGCGUCCGACAUGGACCUUUAGGUGGUGGGCAGAAGAUUGCUCAGUGUAGACAAUCAUUGAUAACAGAGGCAACUGGUAUUGGGGAAGGGAGGGGGGGAGGAUUGUAAGACAUUGAGGUUAAAAGUACAGAUGCGAUCCAGCUCUAAAACGCUGAAUCAAAAGGCCAUGGAUCGCCAACUGAGCUAUAAUACAUAUGGAAUAGGUCAUAUAUACAGUAUUGCACAUAAAGCUACGACCCAUGUCAUUUUUUUAAUUAUUUAUCAUUUAAAGGGCUGAGUAUAUAUCACAGCAGAAUUUAAGUCCAGGGUAAGGAACAUUUAGUUUAUACACUGGUGCUCAUUUCAGACUUCCUGCCCAUUAAGCAAUAUAUUCUGUACCCUUUUUCUUUAUACCAAUAUUUUGGUUUCAUAUUGCAGCUAACACAAAUACCUUUUAGUUUAUUGUUGUGGUGUGGUCUGUGAUGCCACCAUUUUGUUUCUGCACGCCACGAGUGGUGUAACUGUACUUAAGUGGACGCUGAAGUUGGUUUCUUUCCAAGCAAAUGUUCAAUCGGGGUCUGUAAGUUAAUGUAGGGGAGCAGCAAAUGUUCAACGGGGUUACCGGUAUAGAGCAUUCAAACAUUUAUACAUGGCCUCAAAAAGGGACACCACGAUUUAUAUAUAAAAAACGAGGAGAACCAUUAACUGGGCUUACUCAUUCCAUAUGUCCGCAUGAAACAGUAACAGGGUCAUCGGUGUUGUCAAGAGGCACUCUGUUUACUAUGUGGCCAACCGGUUUGUAGCCAAGUUUGGUAGUGAUCUCCGAUGUAGGGGAAUUUCCUGGAUCAUCUGCCGCCACUUUCCUUUUUAUUGUGAUACUGUACAUUAUGCGGAUGGAAAAUAGGGAUCGAAUGGUUCCAAAAGGAAAGUUGACCUUGGUGUCCAGUCACUACCUCCCCUCCAUCUCUAUUCCAUCCAACUAUUCCUCUUGGUACCUGGCACGGUUUAUUCUGUGCCCAAUACAACCAGUUCAUUGUUACUCUUGUGCCUUAACACUUUUUAUUGUUAAGGGUUACUAUUAUUAUAAUUUUUUUGUAAGAAACCAUAAAAAAAACAAAAAACUGUAAGAAAACAUGAAAAAAAAAAAAGACUUGUAUUUGCUAAGAUUUUUUAAGGCAUGGUACUUUAUAUUAUUCCUAUGGGAUUCACAAUGUAAACUAAGAGUACAUUUUUUUCCUAUGAUGAGUCCGCCCUGGUCCUAGUCUGUAUUUGGGGAUACGGAACCCUGUCACCUUACUGUGGCUCAUCCUUGGCUGCGUCAGCGAACGGCCCUCGUUGCAGCACAUUACUGAUGUAGGACAUUAAAUGAUGUAGACAAACGCCACUUGUAAAUGGUAACGAUGGCCUAUGACGAACCCGUGCUAAUUACCUGGGUAAUUGUAGUCGCUGUAAACGCUCAAUGUAUUGAUGCCGCAUUUAGAUUUAGGGGUAGAUCUACCAAAGCUUUUAAAAUUGAAAAGCAACCAAUCAGGUUCCAGUUAUCAUUUCUCUAUUGCAUCCUAGAAAAUGACAGACAGAAUAUGAUUCGUUGCUACGGGCAACAUCUCCACUUGUGUGUUUUAGAAUCUUUAGUACAUCUAUCCCCUGUUGUUAAUAAUAUCUGAGAAUCACCCUAGAAUUUUAAAUACAUGGUACAGUUAUGUGAACUAUUGCUGCUUUUAUCUUCACGGAAGGAACAAUCCCAUUUUUACACUCUUGAUAGAUUAUAAUCUAUUAAUUUUCAUGUUUUGCCAAAGCAAUCCAAUAUACAACAUGUAACCAAAUCGGUAUCCGGAUGAUAGGUCGACAGUAAUAAGGUCAACAGUCAAUAGUUUUAGGGCAAAUAUCGUCCGGGAUUCAAUUUCCGGGAUUGGAAGCGCCAAUCCCGGGUAUUAAGGGAUCAGGCGGCCCAUUAAUGCCGGGCCGACGCUCAACGCUGCCCGGCUCCCUCCUUUCCCUGCGCAGCGUGACCUAUGACUGUGAGGUCACGCUGCAGAGCCACCCGCCUGAUGGGAAGCCGGUCGUCACCCGCCGCUGAGUGUGGAGGAAGAUUGCCACCUACCCGGAGGCGGACGGACACUUUAAAAAAGUCAAUCCCGGUUAUCUCGGGAUUGACCAUUUUUCAAUCUCGAUCCCACCCUAAUAUCUAUGGUCAAACCAGGAAAAGGUCAACAUGAAGGGUUUUUUUUACAAAUGUUUUUGAUUUUCAACUUUUUCAUACUUUACCAUCCACGUGGACUACGAUUGGGAAUAGUAACCUGUGCCGAGCGCAGCGGUAGUGGAACGAUGCACUUUGCCCGCAGCAUGCCAGGGGACGCGGUGCACUAAUUGGGGUUCAUGGUUAUUUUACGGAGAAAACGACAUCAAAUUUUUUUUUAAUUUUUUUUUAUAAACUUAUGUUGACCUUUUUUCGUGUUGACCUUUAGGGGUCGAUCUAGAGACUGUUGAGCUUUUUCAGGUCGACCCAUUGAUCCAUAACCAACCAAAUCGUAUGUUCUACUGUAUCAGGGGGAUUUCCGCUGUUCUGAAAUAACCUUACAGAAUAUUAGCGGCUCCAUAAAAGCCGUGUAGAGCCCAGCGUCUAGAAGUAUUAGAAUUAUUGGAGUAGACCUGUACCAGUUUCCUACCAAUCUGUACAGAAUUGAAUUUUUGUUGGUUUCUUUUUUACAAUGUCAUCCAAAUUUCUCUUUUGUACGAAAUCUGUUCUUUUUGCAAACAGAGACUCGUAGGCAAUCAUUUUUGUACAGUCCGUGUGUAAAUAUACAUAUAUAUUUUUUAUAUACCUUGUAAAACGUGAAAAGCGCAUACACAAGUGUUAUCAGUAUUAUAUUCUAUUAUUAUUUUUUUUCAUGAGCACUCGACGUUUCUUGAGAUUUUUGGUUUUCAAGAAGAAUUUUUAUUUUUGAAUUCGCUGUAUUGUGUUCUUUUAACGAGCUUGGCUGAUGUAAAAAAAAAAAUUGCAUUUUCAUUUUAAUAUAUUGUGUCACUGGUUGUUCUGACAUCUCAUCAUCUGCAACUGGGGUUGUCGUUUAAAGGAUAUAAUAUGUAUUAAAAGAAUGGCGAGUGAUUAAAAGGGAACUCAACAUAUCUUGUUUUCACUCAUAUUCACAAAUUCUAACCUAUCUACUUAUGAGCUGGAGAUUUCAGCAGACAUGUAUCAUUUUCAAUUGGAAAAUAUAUCCGUCGCAUCUCUCCUCCCCAUUAAACCCAGACACCAAUAUUGAUUAAAAUAAAUAAAUCUUUAUUGAAACAAUAUUGUUGCACUCCGUUAACCCUUUCCAGGAUCUUAAUGAAAAGUUUAAUAUGUUGAAAAGAGAGAAUUCUUAGCAAUAUAAUUCAUUAAUUUUUUUUUUUUUAAAAAGGCCAAAGUUUUGACACUAUUUAUUGUCUUCUUGUGAAAUGUUGGAUAGUGCCCAGUACCCACAAGUAUCAAUAUUGCUAUUUAAAUCUCGCAAUAGAUGGAAAUGACACCUGUAGGCUAUAAUGUAUCGCGUUAAAUUAUUUGCAUGGGGGGAAGCCUCCGGCGGCAAGACAUGGCAAAUCUUGCCGCCGAUCGGGGUUUUAACCUUUUAAUAAAUAGUUUAAAAUUGAAGAUUGUUACAACACUGCACUGAUGCUUUUGUUAUUCGUAUACUUUAUCAAAGAAGGGUGUAUCCAUGGCCGAACUGGCCCACAGGGGGUAACCCCCGGUGGGCCCCACCCCCCUCCUCUAAGAAUCAGGUUCCAUACUGUGUUACUGUGAUAUGUUACAUUAUACUGCACAGGAAUAUAGGCGAUGUAGUCAACCAUCGGUUACUGUACAUCUCUGAAUCAGGCCCCUUAGAUCUGUCCAGAAUCCUCCUCCCACCCCAACAAGAUUCAGGGCUUAGUUAGCCCAGAACUUUUAUAUUUCACGGACGCAAUAGAAAGCAGAUCUUCGAAAUCUGUGCGUGUCGGUCUUUUCCUCCAAAGCCACUUAUCCCACGGAGCCUCUGACUAGACUAAACUUGCCAUUUCAGGUCAUCAAAACCUAUUCCGCGUCCCCCCGAGGGGGAGCUCUGUGACAUUGAGGGAUCGUCUGGAGAAAAUUGCACUGAUACCGGCUUCCGACGGAAUCUUUCUAUAGCUUAUUACAUUCUGCCUAAUGUGUAUUUAGUGCAGGAUUCUAAUUACAGAGCUGAGGAACAGGCCCCCGGGAAAUCUCUAGGCUGCAAUUGGCAAUAAAUGGUCAGCAUUUCUCUAGCUGUCCAUAAAACCAGCCUCAGCUGUAAGCACGAACGGCUUUGUCUCCGUGCUAGGAACUUUCCAGUUCAGUUAGCACGUAUACAGUGUAGGCAGGGGUGUACGUCGGCAAGCAAAUAGGAUUCGCUUUUUAACGGCAGGAUUUUACAAAACACUUAUUUAGAAUAUGCCUGUCACUUCGCAAAAGAUGGCGGUAAUUAAGACACUGAAACCAUUGGAUAUUUCAAUAGCGAUAACUCGGGAGUAAGACGAGCUGUGUUGCAUAGGGGGAGAUUUAGCAAAUAUUGGAGAGAAAGUGGAGAGAGGUAAAGCACCGACCAAUCAGCUCCAAACUGUCAUUUUUCUAGCACAGCCUGUAACAUGGCAGUAAGUGCUGAUUGGUUGGUACCCUUUCCCUCUCCAAGAUUUGCUAACCCCCCCCCCCCCCUUGUCCUAACUACUCAACUGUUCUUAAUGCAAACUCUUGCAGAUCCUUGUACAUGAUGAUGACAGUUGGUCAGUACCAGGGUGGGAUCGUCCAUCAGGCAACCAAGGUUUCAGCCUUGGGUCCAGCGCAGCUUACUCGAAUACGUUUUAUGCAUGUCUUUCUGUUGAUGUUGUUGUUGCUUUACAAGCAGAGGUGGUGAGGGGGCCCAACCAGAAUCUUUCCUAGAGGUCAUGUGACCUGGCUGGUUCUUUGCUGCUGGUAAAGAAAGGGGGUGGGGUUCCUACCUCUCCGUUAUACAUGGGAGGUGUCUGACUACACCGAGGUCCUAGCCAUUAUACAGAGAAUGCAAGUCUCACUAUACCUGCUAGACAUGUCCGUCUUCAGGCAGUUUUAUCUUCUAAGUCAAAUUGUUUCUGUGAUGUAAAAACACCAGUUGUACAUUAAAUAUGACGGUGUCUCCAUAGCAACUUUGGGGGUAAUUCAGAUCUGAUCGCUAGGCAGCGAUUUUUGCGCUGCUGCGUUCUGAUAGUCGCCGCCUACAGGGGGAGGAUAUUUUAGCUGUGCAAGUGUGCGAUCACAUGUGUAGCCGAGCUGUACAAACUGAUCUUGUGCAGUCUCCGCGCAGCCCAGGACUUACUCAGCCGCUGCGAUCACAUCAGGCUGUUUGGGUCCGGAUUUGACAUCAGACUCCAACCCAGUAAACGCCCGGACACGCCUGCGUUUUUCCAACCACUCCCAGAAAAUGGUCAGUUGCCACCCACAGACGGCUUCUUCCUGUCAACCUCCUUGCGAACGCCCGUGCGAAUAGAUCCUUCGCAUAGACCCGUCGCUGACCGGCGAUCCGCUUUGCAGCUGUCCGUCGCGCCUGCGUAUUGCCGUGCAUACGCAUGCGCAGUUUGUAUCUGAUCGCCCGCUGUGUAUAAACGCACAGCAGCGACCAGGUCUGAAUGACCCCCUUUGUCGUCUCAAACAGCAACACAAUGAAACAACAUUGCUUGGAAGAUACGGUUAUCUACAGGGCAGCAGUGCACUACCACCUUAUCAUAUGUCAAAUUCCAUUAAUCAAAAGUGCCGUUGUGUCCUCAUACACUGAGAGCCUUUACGCAAUACAGCGCGAGACGCCCGGCGCUACUGCGAAGCGUACCGUACUUUAGGAUCGCAGCAUCAGAGAAAAGCCACUCACAGUGUACCAGGGGCGCCAGGCUGCGGCUGUAACCACGCGGGAAUUGGUGUAACACACGUACAGAGACGCUGACAUCGGAGCACUUAUUACACAGACUCAUUUGCACAAGCGCCGCAAGCCCAAGUGGCCAGUGUAAGCUAGCAAUGCAGUUCUGUUGCUUCUAGUUGUAUGCGAAUAAGAGGCACUUUAUCAGUGACAAAGACACUAAACGUAUCCGAGUAGCACUAAACCCCCAGGUGCAACGACGGGGACUCUUUGUCCCAACUUGAGCCACAGUGUAUAAAGACACAUCUGUAUAUAGAGCCAAUGUGACUCAGUGGUGCUAGAGCAUUACAGCAUCUCUCCCGCGCCAGGCAUCGUCAUGUGACCUAUUAUUUUCAGAUGAGUGAAAAUGCAAAUAUGACGGGGAGGCAGGGUGUGUACUACAGAGUUCACCCCCAGUAGACUCACUGCUGUCAGCACUAGCAUACAGGCAGUGACAGCAUCGACAGGAACAUACUGCAGAAUCGGAGAAAUGUUUUUUCCACUUGCCACUUGUUUAAUGUUCACAUCUGUUCCAUUCCUUUUUUUUUUUUUUUUUUUAUAUUAUGUACUAUAUUUUUUAGUCUUAAACACAAUAUGAUCUAUAUUUAAUUUUUUUAUAUAUAUAAAUAUAUAUAAAAAUAAAUGUUACAAGGAAUGGU